GUGACCUAUAUAUUUCAGUAGAAGUAGUUAUUUAAGGGUCUAAACUUUCCGCUCUCUCUCUCUCACUCUCUCUCAUUAACUGGGUUUGGCGUUGUCUGUCUCUCCGCCCCUCUCUUCUGUGUUAAACAGGAUGCUGCCCUCUCUCUCUCUCUCUCUCUCUCUCUCUCUCUCUCACUCUCUCUCUCUCACACACAGCUGCUGCAGCUGAGCUCAGCUUCCUGACUUUUCUUUUUUCUUCAGGCUGCGAGAAUCAGUGGGAAGAGAGGAAGUCUGUGAAAGAGAGAGCGAGAGAGUGGAGGAGGGAGCGAACAAGAGUGAGGGAGUCUGAGUGAGUUUAUGUUUGAGUGAGAGACUGCAGAGAGAGAGAGCAAGAGAGAGAGAGUUCAUGGAAUGCUGUGAUGUCACCAGCUUAGUCAUACACAAAGGCAAGAAAGACAGAAGCACAUUCACUCUUCCAGUCUGAAGACUGCUUUGGAGUAGCUGCACCUCUCUGCUCUACAGCUGAUGGCGGAUGUACUGUGACAUCUGCGUGGGAGUGUGUGUGUGAGUGUGUGUGUGUGUGUGAGUGUUCCUGUGUGUGUAUGUGUUAAUGUGGUGUGGUCACACAAACGCUUCAACAGGCACGCACACUGCAGUGAGUGUGUGCAGGUGAUAGUUUGUAUGCAUGUGUGAUUGAGUGUGUGUAUGUGUGUGCGUGCACUUUGGUCCCCAUGUGUGUAUGCGUGCACGUGUAGUCAGAAACACAUCCAUCGUCUCUACCACCAUCUUCAACUAUCAUCUCAUCGCUCCACUGGACGUAUCGUCUGGACGUCUCUCUUGGACAUCUCUCCUGGACGUUUCCCCUGCGUCCCCUUUAAACACUCUAACCCUCUGAGACGCCCUCUCAGUCCGCUGCUAGCGCCACCAUGCUGCAGCAGAUCCUGAAGGACAUGUACAUCGAGCCGGAGCUGCUGGAGGCUCUGAGCGAGGAGCAGAAGAAGACGCUCUUCACGAAGAUGAGGCAGGAGCAGGUGCGCCGCUGGAACGAGCGCGAGGAGAAGAUGGAGGGCGAGGAGGCGCACCGGCCCAAAGCCAAGACAGGCCAGAGUAAAAGCGUGAGCUGGCUCCUUGGCCGGGAUGGGGACGUGCAGGUGUUUGUGAUUGGUGAGGUGGAUGAGCUCAAGUCCAAGCUGAUUUACACUGGGCUCGGGGAGCGGAACACGUCAAGUCUGUGCAACAACUCACGGCCUUGCAGUACCCAGGCUGCCACGUUUAAGAGCAACUUGAUCAACAGAACAUCUCCGGACUCUGUGCGAUCAGGGAGAGAGAAUCAUCCACCCAAAACACAAGCUGGAAUACAGUUAAAUCUGAAGGACAACACAGAUGAAAUGAAGCCAUCCCCCCCUCUACAGGUCCCUCUUCAAGCGCAGGAGUCACAGGAGGACACCGAGUCCGGCCCGGCGGACGGCCCAGCGGACGGCCCAGCGGACGGUCCAGUCUCCCCGGUGUCUCCGCCCCCCGCCUACCGGCCACACCUGCGCCCCGGCUCCACGAGGCCGCUCCUCACCGCCGCCUCCUUGCUGAAGGGCCUGGAUAGGAGCGGCGGCAGCAUCAGGAGCAGCGUUGGGAUGGGCAGCAGUGGCAGCGCUAGUGCCCUCCUCAGUGGCACGGGCAGCAGUGGCAGCAGCAGUAGUAGUAGUGCCCCCCUGGUUAACACAGGCAGCGGGAGCGGCAGCAGCAGUAGUAGUAGUGCCCCCCUGGUUAACACAGGCAGCGGGAGCGGCAGCAGCAGUAGUAGUAGUGCCCCCCUGGUUAACACAGGCAGCGGGAGCGGCAGCAGCAGCAGCAGCAGCAGCCCCCUGGGUGGUCCAGGGAGCAGGAUGCCCCCAGCUGAGACGCAGGAGCCCCAAAGCAGCAGAGGUAAAGACUUCCGGGUGGUGGCAUCUAAGCGUGCUUUGUCUGUUGACGAGGUGGGUGCAUCAGCGUCUGUGGCGGGUACCAGCGGCGGGUACCAGCGGCGGUGCCAGCGGCAGUUCCAGUGGUGGCACCGGCGGCUGUAACGGCCGCGGACGUGUGUGUGGGUCGGGGUCGUGUGGCCCAGCUCAUGAAGACCUUUAGCGUCUGUGGGGAGACCACCCCACCAGUACGAUCCUCAAAGCCCCCCAUCCCAUCCAAGCCCAACCACCUACGCAUGCAGCAGUCGACGUCACUCAGGUAGUCACCCCCAAGAGAUGGAAGUCCAGGAGCAGCCACCUCCAGAACCAACCACCUGUAGGACCAGACUUACCCAGGACCAGAGGCCUCUCUGCGGGCAGGCUGAGUGGACCUGCCGGGGGGAGACUGGAGGUGGUCAGCAACCUUGUUCUCUCAGGAAUCUCUCCAGUCCUCAGACUGUGCAACUUUGGCUCUCAAAGCUGGCAAACGCAAUUAUGUUCUGCUUUUAUUGUUGUUUUUUUUGUGAAUACUAUUGUUAUUAGCAUUAUUAUAUGUUUUAUUUACAUUUGGUUUGACUAUGCUGGACAUUUUUUCAGCAGGAAUGACGUGCCAAAGAAGUGGGGUUUCAGUAAUGUCACCAUAAUGUUGUUGUUGUUUUUUUUUUUUUUACUCAUAUAGGCUAGGGAUAUUUGCUGACUGUGUCAUGUCAUAAAACUGCAUGGGUGUAAUCAGUUUGACAAUCGCUUGUUAUCUGGGCUCUCCAUCGGUAUGCUAUUUUUGCCCACGGGUGUGGAUAGUUGAGAGGGAUCGAUGCUCCUGUCCUCUGAGUUCCUCGACGGACGGACAGUGGAGCAGAGGUGGAGUAGAUCAGGUGACCGGGGUCCCAGAAACAGCAGCUAUCUGGUCAGAGGGAGGCCAAAAACAGACCCCCACUCAGCUCAUGUUUAGGAACUAAACAGCACCAUCCGUUUGGUUUGUGUGGGCCAUCCACAAAAAGUAGAUCAUGAGGUCAUUUGAAAGCAAAGUAUUUUUAGAAGCUGGCCCACGCUGCUGUUAAGCAGACAUGGCAACGGACUCCUCGAAAAAGUUUCUCACCAGAACUAGAACCAGAACUAGAAUCAGAACUAGAACCAGAUUGUGUCAUAAAGGAACCAAUGAAUGUGGUCAGUGGUCUCUCCCACAGUGGUUGGUCCACCUGACAUUACCUGUCUGAGGCCAUGGCUAUCAUGUCCACAUGUACAUUACCAGCUUUCUGAAAGCUUUGAUUUUUCACUUGUACUGUUUACUUUUGUACGUAACACGCCCAGUGGCACCUUUUUACAUUUGUACUUGUUCAUUAUCCCUUACCAAUUCAGAGGGGAACUCAAAAACAUGACCAUGUUCAGUAUUUGUAUGUUGUAUAAAUGCACUGUUGGUGUCCUUUUUCAUGAAAUUAUAUCUUACUUGAGCACAUCUGA
Molecule: messenger RNA, 3371 nt
Organism: Alosa sapidissima (American shad)
Lineage: Eukaryota; Metazoa; Chordata; Actinopteri; Clupeiformes; Clupeidae
Exons: 7
Coding region: 906-2039 (377 amino acids)
Cellular component (GO): cytoplasm
Source: RefSeq, a predicted model, not a curated record